Molecule: messenger RNA, 2100 nt
Organism: Ectocarpus sp. CCAP 1310/34
Lineage: Eukaryota; Phaeophyceae; Ectocarpales; Ectocarpaceae
Source: the annotation of a GenBank genome assembly
AUGGCCGCCAGAGGGGAAGCCCCCACUGUGCUCCUUCUCGCCACUGAGGCUGACAGCGAAUGGACCAACGGAAGCAGCGGCGGUGCGGGCACUGGGUCCGGCAACGCCUCCCUAGACACUCGCUCCGACUACGCGAGCUCUGCGCCCGGUGCGGGUGGCGGCGGCGGCGGCGAUGACAGCAGCAGUGGUGAUAAUUUCUCGUCGUCGUGUGUUACGGCAGCAUCUUCGGUGUUUGUCGACGACCACGCCGGUGGCGUCGGAGGCGAUAAUGGUGCGCGUGAGGGCAGCCGGAGCUCCAUUCCCGUAUCCGGCGGCGAUACUGGGGUUGCCGACGGGAAAGCCGGUGAUGGUGCCAAAAAGAUGUCCAACGUUGCUGCAGUCGCUAGUGCUGCUGCUGCCCCGGAUAUGCCGGCGCCAUCCUCCGUACGGUCGCCGUUACCCCUAUCAGCAUUCGCGGCUCCGUCUUUGGCCGACACCGAGGAACUUCGGGACCUCCGGCAUCAUCAUCAUGACGUUACAAAUGCCGCCGGCAAAGCUGAACGGCCGGAAGGAGUGGCAAUUGACACCGGAAGAGCUGGAUCUACUUCAACAAGCACCAACGUCAGCAGUAGGAUCUCACUUGCCAGAAAGGCUUCCAGCAGUGGAGACACGGGAGACACCGAGCGCAGUGGCGGCAAUCAUUCCGACUACGGCGGCGGCGACCACGACGACAGCAGCGGUAGAAAGGUCCGAAGCGAAGGAGAAGAGGGAGAUGACCCGUCCGGGUGGGGCGGUCUGCUGGAGGUGAACGUCCGGUGCUCUGGAUCGGGGAACUGUCCCCUUCACGAAGCGGCCGCUUCCGGCAAGGUCGGGGCCGUGCUUUCCCUGCUCGACCUCGGAGCGGACGUGUCCGUGGCAAACGGAUGCGGCGACACGGCUCUUCACGUGGCGGUGGGACCCAAUGCACCCCGUGACCCGAUGGACGAGGGCCACUUGUGGGGAUCGACGCUGGCGUCGACAUCGCUAUCGACCUUGUCGACAACUUCGUCCUCAAUGAUCGUGGGCACCACUACCGCUACCGCUACCAUUUCUGGCGACAGUAGAGGAAGCGGUGAAGCGCAGGAUGCGAUGGCACUCUGCGACGACGAAGGGAGGGGACCUACCACGCAGGCGAGGAAGGGGCGGCUCGACAUUUAUCGAAAAGCGACGCUUGCUCUAAGGAAGUCCUCCAAGGGCAAGGAGCAUGAGGAGCUGUCCGACCUCGGGCACAUAGCCAUCCGCGAGGGCCAUGUCGCGUGCCUUCGUGUUCUCACCGAGAGCUGUAGUGAACAGCUGCCUGUUGUCAGUGGUUUCUUGUUUACCUUCUGUGAUUAUUCCGCUGUACUCCACGAAACUUGCACCAUUUCUUUCAAUAUUGCGACCAACACCAACGACAACGACGACGAUGUCGCCGAUAACGACUACAACAACAACAACACCAACAAUGACAAGGAGGUCCUGGCUUGGACAGAUGAAGAGGGGGUCCCCGCACUCGCCCUAGCGGUGGCACGUGGCCAGCACGAGUGUAUUGACAUCCUUCUCAAAGGUGCCAGCCCGACAACGCCCUGCGGAGGUGAUGGCGGCAGUGGCGGCGGAAACACGGUGCUGCACGUGACAGCAAUGGCGCGUGGGGGAGUCCCGGUGCUGAAGAGGCUCAUGUCUCCCAAGGGGGGAGGGGAACCGUUCGACGUGGGGUGGCUGGAGUAUAGGAACGGUUUGGGGGAUACCGUCCUCAUGGCCGCAUUGAGGGCGGGAAGACACUCAGCUGCUCUGCUACUGCUUAAGGCGCUCGCAGUGCCCACUGCGGCGGCUCACACUUUCCGCUACGCCUGGGUUAUCGCGGCCGCACUAAGGUUGUCGGAGCUGUGCCCAUGUCCUUCCUGUGUGCUAGGAAGAACGGCGGACGAGAGAGCGCGGCUGUGCAGCAAGAUCGCCCCUAAGCCAACGCGGCCGGGAGAACAGCCCCAGGGCUCUCACGCCAACCCACUGAGCAGUGCUGGAGCAUCCGCGUCUGCUGCACACCGUCGGCUUUCAAGGGCCAACUCCAUCGCUAGCAAAGAAGUGUUCCACCUAGCCACAUAG